Molecule: messenger RNA, 3657 nt
Organism: Osmia bicornis bicornis
Lineage: Eukaryota; Metazoa; Arthropoda; Insecta; Hymenoptera; Megachilidae
Product: neuronal acetylcholine receptor subunit alpha-10-like
Exons: 9
Coding region: 1862-3361 (499 amino acids)
Biological process (GO): nervous system process; signal transduction; monoatomic ion transmembrane transport
Cellular component (GO): neuron projection; postsynaptic membrane; synapse
Molecular function (GO): transmembrane signaling receptor activity; acetylcholine-gated monoatomic cation-selective channel activity
Source: RefSeq, a predicted model, not a curated record
AUGUUUCUUUUUAAGCGGUGCCCGCAUGAAAAUUGUAUCAUUAAAAAUUUCAAUCGAGACUUUCUUCGCGUUUGCUUCGGACGGUAUUAAAAAGUUAAGGUUCCUUAUGUGCGACCAAUCCUCUGCGCUAUGCAAUUUUAUAUUCAACAUAUUUUCAGUUACUAAAGUGGCGGUUCCUACUUUCAAUCCUUCGAUCUUGAUCUCCGCCUGCAAGUACACGUUAAUCCUAUCGUUACCAAACUUUUCCAAAUGCCACUGAAUCUCAUGAAAUUUUACUAAAUCGUGAAGUACGUGCAGCGUAAAGUUCUUUAUUUUCGAUGGUGUAGAAAUUAGGAACCCUGUCAAAUUUCAAGCUCGCCUUGAAUCCAUUCGACAUCAUUUCAAAAUUCAUGUAAUCAUUUUGCUUUAAGGUGAUUGCGUUUUCUUGGCAAUGAGGCGGUAGCGUAUCCAUAGCGGUCAGUCUAAACGAAAAUAUUGGAGUCUCCUGUCAGGAAUCAUUUUUUCACGAGUCAACUGGAUGAACUUAUUCGAAACCAGCUUCGCACGAUCAUCUUUUGUUCUAUCGAGUUUGAAACCUUCGACUGCUAAAUGGCUUCAUGUUUCAUUGCAGGUGCCGUAAGCACGAGCAUUCUGUUCUUAUUGUCCACCACCGCACGAACUUUCGCGCUAUCGAUAUCAUCCGGUAUAAGCAAGUUCUCGCAGUGCUUCAUUAUCUUUUUAAUGAUAUCACCAGCGUUCGAUUUAUCGAUGAUCCCUGGCAAAUGACUAGUGAACUGAUCGUUAAAUGGCCUGCACACGUUUACCCGCAGAUUGUUUCCUUUUACGGUUAUUUUGAUGGAAGACAUAUCCACCUCCGGCGACAGCAGCAUUCGUGCCUGCAAUUUAAUGGAUUACACACACCAUUGAUUGCAAUGAUCGUUCAUUAACCCCUUGCUUUAUGAUCACAGCUAAUAUCAGAGUGGUUAAUUGGUACAAAAAUUGUAAGGCAAGGGGUUAAUUAACAAGCCAGGAUCCACCUCAUAAACGUUGUCCGAUCGAACACCAAUUGAAACAAUCUGCAUUACAUAGCCGCAGUCAAGCGGUCUCGCAAUUCUCUCGGUCACUGGUUUACCAGAGUGUACCACUAAAGGAUUCGGUUUUCUGACAAAUUGAAAGGAAGUUGCACAUUUUGGACAGUGUGCCGAUUCCAUCGUCGCGUUUUCAUUGCUCUUUAACUGAUUUCUCUUUACGUUCAUUUUUCAGACGACUCGAACAUGCACCAUGUCAUCGCAGAAAGAAACACGUGGUGAUCGAGCGCUCUAUCUUCGAAGGGUGCAACAACGGUCACGAAAGGUUUACUUGUCAAUUUGGAAAGUGUGCUAGGAGGAGUGACAAUUGAAAAUCAGUUGAAAACAAAGUAACGAGCAUGUUCGAUAUUGCACGAUCUAAAUAGCUUUGUGCGAGGAGGUAAUAUUUUUUAAUUGAAUAAUUUGCAAUCAAUGCUCCUUACUUACCAAUUCAACCGUACUGUUUUGGAGCAUCGAGAACCUCAUUACAAUUUCAUUAUUAUUUGAUUGUUAUAAAGAUACUUAUAAAAAUUCUUGUUAAUAAUCGAGGCAUUAAUUAAAAAUUUUUAUAACGCAGUGGUGGUGUUGAGAAGAGUCGAGUGUGAAGAUGUAUGAGAGAGGAUCACCUAACUAUAACCGGCAGUUUGUUUAACAUUCGUGUCUGCAUUGUUUGAAACGCCUGCGCGAAUUUCCUUUGGAAGAGACGCGUUGGUAGGGGUAGCGCGGGAUUCAGGGUCGAAAUUGCACGGUGGUUGAAAAGCAUCGGACAUCAGUCGAGGACAGGCGGUCUCGCGUUUAAGUGGUAUAUCAAUUCCAUGUCGCCUUUGGUCCUGUUCUUUCAUUGCGGAGUUUUGGCAAUUAUUUUCGGGAACGGUUUGGGAGAUGAACACGAAUACAGACUGACGAAGUAUCUGCUCGAUGGAUACGACGCUGGUGUUCGACCAGCUAAAAAUUCUUCACAACCCUUGGCAGUCGUCUUUGGACUUUCUCUUCAUCAUAUAAUCGAUGUGGACGAGAAGAACCAGAUACUCACGACGAACUGUUGGGUGACACAGGUCUGGACGGACCACCAUUUGAAAUGGAACGCUUCGGAAUUCGCUGGAAUUCGAGUGAUUCGUGUACCAUACAAUCGUGUUUGGAGACCGGACACGAUUCUCUACAACAAUGCGGAUCCCCAAUACAGCUCGGCGGUUAUCAAUACGAAUGUGAUCGUCAGUCACACGGGAGAAGUAGUGUGGCUAAGUCAUGGAAUCUUUCGCAGCAGCUGCGACAUAGACGUGGAGUUUUUCCCCUUCGAUGAACAACGCUGCGUCCUGAAAUGGGCCUCUUGGACAUACGAUGGAUACCAACUCGAACUGGAGAGGCAGAGCGAACAAGGAGACGUGAGCAAUUACCAAGCGAACGGUGAAUUCGACUUGGUCGAUUUCUCCGCGAGAAGGAACGUCGAGUACUAUUCAUGCUGUCCGGAACCGUAUCCAGACAUCACCUACGAGAUACGUCUAAGACGUCGACCGAUGUUCUACGUCUUCAAUUUGAUUCUUCCAUGUAUACUCAUCAACGGCGUUGCCCUGUUGGUAUUCUACGUGCCCUCGGAAUCGGGAGAGAAAGUCACCCUCGGGAUCUCGGCUCUUCUCUCUAUGACGGUCUUCCUAAUGACUAUUCGCGAGACACUGCCGCCCACGGAGAAGACACCUCUGAUAAGUCUUUAUUACGGAGUCAGCAUUUGCUUGGUGUCUUUCGCUUCGGGAUUAGCCGUGGUUACGUUAAAUCUUCAUCAUCGCGGCGUUCGAGGUAGCAGAGUACCCGGUAUCGUUCGAUCUUUGGUCUUGGACAAACUUGCCAGGAUAGUGUUCCUGAAUUUCCAAGAGGAGAAGAGAUCGGAACCAGUCGAGCCACCCCGAAGAAAGAACAACUGCCCGUUGCAUUGUAAACCGGAAGUAGCACAGUCACAGUCAUCCCCGAAGUUCGUUACCAGAAGGGAGGAAAGCAACAGUAGCAGUCCUAGUUUGGGUGAGUUUCGAGCUGCUGCUAGAACAAUGAACUGGAAAAAAUCAACGACUGGUGCAGAUCUAGGAAAAGAAGGUGGCCUCGAAGCCCAAUGGUCGAGAGUCCUGGGAAGAGUACACGCGACGAUCGAGAGGAACGAGAAACGAUUGGCAGAGCAAGAUCGUCGGGAAAGGAUGGAAUUGGAUUGGAAACAGGUCGCUUUGGUCAGCGAUCGAGCACUUCUUUGCAUUUUUUUUCUCACGACGAUCGUCAGCACCACCGUCAUCCUUUGCGGCUCACCACCUACUACGAACAUCGCCAAAGAAUAAUGUUCAUGACACGAGAAUAACUUUGUUUCGAAUAAGAAUCGAUUGGUUUUUUCUCCGAUCUUUAGUAAGGUAUUACGUUUACUUUUUUUUUCUUUUUUUAAUUUACUUUCAGAAACGAUUCUGGUAGCUCUCUUCCUUUUUUAUACAAUAAAAGAGGUAAUUCAUUGAAUCGUCUGUAAAUAUACGUGUGUCAAACGAUGUUGAAUCGAUUAACUAUAAGUAUCUUAAAAAUAAGAUGUAUAGCAUUUGUUUAACAGAGAUAUACUGGUAUGGAAAUAAACUCUCUGUUUGUUUAA